GUCGCGCCUGACCUCGCUGCGGGGCUGUGACGCGCAGGAGCGGGCAGCAGGCGCCGGCCGCCGGCAUGUCGCUGCCUCCGGAGAAAGCCUCCGAGCUGAAGCAGCUCAUCCACCAGCAGCUGAGCAAGAUGGAUGUCCAUGGUAGAAUAAGAGAAAUUCUUGCUGAGACUAUACGGGAAGAAUUGGCGCCUGAUCAACAACAUUUAUCAACAGAAGAUUUGAUCAAAGCUCUUAGACGUCGAGGAAUCAUUGAUGAUGUGAUGAAGGAACUUAAUUUUGUUACCGACAGUGUUGAUCAAGAACCCCCUUCCUCUCCAAAACAACCUGGUGGUUUUGAUAAACAAUCAACAUUAAAAAAAUCUAAUAUUGAUCCAACACGGAGGUAUCUUUACCUUCAGGUUUUGGGUGGAAAAGCGUUCUUGGAACAUCUGCAAGAACCAGAGCCUUUACCAGGACAAGUCUGUUCAACCUUUACUCUAUGUUUACAUUACCGGAACCAACGCUUCCGAUCCAAACCUGUCCCAUGUGCCUGUGAACCAGAUUUCCAUGAUGGCUUUUUACUUGAAGUACACAGAGAGAAUUUAGGUGAUGGAACUAGAAUGGCUGAUUCAACAACAAUGCUAUCAAUAAGUGAUCCAAUUCAUAUGGUACUAAUCAAAACAGACAUAUUUGGUGAGACCACUUUAGUAGCAUCCUACUUCCUGGAAUGGCGAUCAGUUUUGGGCUCAGAAAAUGGAGUGACUAAUCUGACUGUGGAACUUAUGGGUGUAGGCACAGAGUCAAAAGUUUCUGUGGGAAUUUUAAAUAUAAAACUUGAAAUGUACCCACCACUGAACCAAACAUUAUCUCAAGAAGUAGUGAACACACAGCUUGCCUUGGAACGUCAGAAAACCGCAGAAAAAGAACGAUUAUUUCUGGUGUAUGCAAAGCAGUGGUGGAGAGAAUAUUUGCAAAUUCGACCGUCGCACAACUCACGACUAGUUAAGAUAUUUGCACAGGAUGAAAAUGGGAUAAAUAGACCAGUCUGUUCUUAUGUUAAACCACUUCGAGCUGGACGUCUUCUGGAUACCCCAAGGCAAGCAGCAAGAUUUGUUAAUGUACUUGGUUAUGAACGAGCCCCUGUUAUCGGAGGAGGAGGUAAACAGGAACAGUGGUGCACUCUGCUGGCCUUUCUCUGUAGAAACAAGGGUGAUUGUGAAGAUCAUGCUAACCUUCUGUGCAGCCUCCUUCUUGGAUAUGGACUAGAAGCUUUUGUCUGUGUGGGAACUAAGGCCAAAGGAGUGCCUCAUGCAUGGGUUAUGACCUGUGGAACUGAUGGAACCAUCACUUUCUGGGAGAGUUUAACAGGACACAGGUACAUCCACAAGCCUGUUAAUCCCGAUGAACCUCCACUUACUGAGCAGCCCAAACCACUGUAUCCAUAUCGAACAAUUGGUUGUGUUUUCAAUCAUCAGAUGUUCCUGGGAAAUUGUCAACCCUCAGAUGCAGUAGAAACCUGCAUAUUUGAUUUGAAUGAUGAAUCCAAAUGGAAACCCAUGAGUGAAGAAGCAAUCAAGUCUGUGUGCGCUCCUGGAGCUACCACAGCCCUUCCUCCCUUCCCACCCCUGUGCGCGUCCACCAUAGAUGCCUCGGUCACAAGUAAUGAGAUAGAAAUGCAGCUGAGGCUCCUGGUGUCAGAACACAGGAAGGAUCUUGGCCUCACUACGGUGUGGGAAGACCAGCUUUCCUAUCUUUUAUCGCCGGCCUUGGCUUCUUACGAAUUUGAGCGAACAACAAGUAUAUCUGCAGGCAAUGAAGAAUUUCAAGAUGCCAUAAGGAGGGCUGUGCCUGAUGGGCACACAUUUAAAGGGUUCCCAAUACAUUUUGUAUACAGGAAUGCAAGGCGUGCAUUUGCCACAUGUCUUCGGUCUCCUUUUUGUGAAGAAAUAAUCUGUUGUCGUGGAGACCAGGUGCGACUGGCAGUUCGAGUUCGGGUGUUUACUUAUCCUGAAUCUGCAUGUGCUGUUUGGAUCAUGUUUGCUUGUAAAUAUCGCUCAGUACUAUAGGACCAACAUUUCUAUAAGAAUUACACCUGUGUUUUAUUGGAAUUGUAUAGUAUUAUUUGUCUGAAGGUUUAUUUUAAAAUCAGCAUCUAUCUUAGAUAUCAUUAUUUCAGUUUUGUACAGACC
Jaculus jaculus (lesser Egyptian jerboa) is the source of this 2168-nucleotide messenger RNA. It is a transcript of the gene Cep76, whose product is annotated as centrosomal protein 76. Bases 66 to 2045 code for a protein of 659 amino acids. The record is from RefSeq and is a predicted model, not a curated record. Lineage: Eukaryota; Metazoa; Chordata; Mammalia; Rodentia; Dipodidae. The transcript has 12 exons.